AUCAUGAAGCGCGUGGAAAUAUAAUGCAGUAUAACAAGCUUAAACAUAAUUGAAAUUUCAGGUCUUAAACCCGUCUUUGUAACGGAUCAUAUAUUUACUAUGUGUCAUGUGGACGUAUGUAACUAACUAAAUAUAAUGAAGAUUUUGGAGUUUUUCAUUGUUUCUUUCCAAUAUAUAUUGCUCAUCAAUGGUGAGUUCGUAUGUUUAUUAUCGUAGUAUUCUGAUUAAAUAACUUGAUAGUACAUGUAUUUUAAUAAUAGGAAUUGUAACAGGGCUCCCUACUGCCGUAGUACUGUUUCCUCGAACCACCACAAAUGACAAUAAAUUAGAUUACGAUAUACUAUAGCUACAGAAAAUGGGAUUCUUUAUUCGUUUAAAUCUGGUGGAACCUUCCCGUCAGUGAACUUGAGUUGUUUUCACAAUAGUACUAUAAUACAUGUAGAGAGUAUCAAGUAUUUUUAUAAAGAAGACUUAUCUUCCAAUAGCCAGGAUUGUGGUCAGUCAUUGACUGGUAAUGAUACAGGUUCAAUAUCCACUUGUACGGGACAACCAUCACCAUGUACACAAUAUAUAUCUAAUUAUGAUAAUUGUACAAGGAGUGCUAUCAAAUAUAGAUGUAUUACAAGUGUAUCUCUGACAGGCUCUACUAUUACUAAUUAUGUAACUGCAACAACUGUUGAACAAACUUUGAUACCAGACGGAACAACAAAUAUACAGUUACUUAGUGAUUCAAGUACAGGUUCCUCUUUUACUAAAGCAAAUAAUGCAAAUAAUUCAUCUUCUAAUACUACAUCUAUUUUAACAUCGAAACCAUUAAUUAGCCAAAUAUCAACAACUGACCCAACACCAAACUCGUCAUCAAACUCAACAACUGAUGCAAAAACUGACCAAGCAACGGAAUCAACUUCAGACUCAAGAACUGCAACAACAUCAAAAUCCAAAUCAUCAAUUGGUGCAGCACCAAGUCAAACAACUGACCCAACAUCAAAAUCCAUGCGAACACCACAAAUUGAUCCAACAUCGAAAUCAACAAUUUACCAAACGUCAAAUUCAUCAACUGGUCCAACAUCAAGCUCAGCAACUGAUCCAACAUCGAAAUCAAUACCAACAUCAUCAAUUGGUUUAACAUCGAAUCCGACAAAUGACUCAACAACAACAACAGCUGAUACAACAUCAACUCUAACAAAUGAACCAACAUCAAAAUCCUCAAAAGACCCAACACCAUUCCCAACAACUGACCCAACAUCGAAAUCAACACCAAGAUCACCAAUUGAUUUAACAUCAAACCCAACAAAUGGCCCAACAUCAAAUUCAUGGGGUUCAAUAUCAAAUGCAACAACUAAUAUAAAAACUGACCCAAUAUCAAACCCAACAACUGAUCUAACAUCAUCAAUUGGUCAAACAUCAAAAUCCUCAACUGUCCCAAAACCAAGCCCAACAACUGAUCCAACAUCAAAUCAUCAAUAUGGCCCAACAUCAAACUCUACAACUGAUCCAACAUAUGGCCCAACAUCAAGUGUAACAACUGAUCCAACCUCAAAUCAUCAAUAUGGCCCAACAUCAAACUCUACAACAGAUCCAACAUAUGACCCAACAUCAAACUCAACAACUGAUCCAACAUCGACUGGUCGAACAUCAAAAUCUUCAACUAGUAAAACAUCAAGCCCAACAACUGGUCCAAUAUCAAAAUCAACAACUGACCUAACAACUGGUCCAAAAACAAGCCUAGUAAUUGGCUCAGCACCAAAGUCAACAUCAUCAAUUGGUCCAACUUCAAAAUACUCAACUGAAUCAACAACCAUCGAAGAUACAGUAAAUGAAAGCGGUGGAGAUAAAAUGAUAAUAAUUUGGUCUAUCAUUGCUGUUCUGGUUCUGGUUUUGAUAUUGAUAGCAAUGGUAACUAUAUGUAUAACAUUAAGAAAACGAAGAAAAAGGUCCAAUGUCUUAAAGCCUAAGUUUGAUGCAAAUUACUUCGUCCCAAUGGAGGGUCCUAGUUUAAAAACACAGGGCGAGAAUGAUAAACUUAGGAAAGCUAGUAUUGGUCCAUCUGGCAUACACAAGCGGUAUACCCCGGAAUAUGCUGUUCUCAAUACAACAGGUAAAGUAAUGUAUGGCGAUGGUACUGAUGGAGUAUCUAACAAUAGCGAAUCCUCAAAUAUGGAAAUACUAGAGAAUGAUCUAUAUGUUUCUUACGAUUCAUUCAAGAGACACGAUGAUCAAAAUGCCUCCACAGCAAAUACUAUACCAACACAUCAAGUAAUGACUAUUGAUGGCACUGUUGGUGCAUCUACAUGUAACGAUAACGAGCUGUCAUAUAUGGAAAUGUUAGAAAUUGAUCUGCACAGUCCUUACCAGCCAUCUGACAAUCCAGAUCACCAUGACCCUUCUUCAACCAAAGCUAUAUCUACAGAUCACCGUGGUGCGCCUUCAACCAGUUCUAUACCAACCGAAGAGUUGUUGUUUUAUUAACAAAAAAACUAUUCUACAAAUGAUUCUCUAGACAACAUGUGGAAUAUGGAAAUCAUGGCAAACGAUUUCUAUGAUCCUUUGUGGUAUUCCGCUAAGACAUUUUUGAAACCGUUGAAAAGUAAUGUGUAAGAUGAUGCCCCAAAACCUGGAUACAAAUAGUCAAAUUCUGAAACGUUUAGAAAACAAAAUUUUCGACAAAAGGAAUAAAAAUGGGAAUACGCCAAGCGCUCGUCCACCAUAAAUAGAAAUCUUAGAAAGUGAUUUACUGGUUACUUUAGAAAAAUGAUUUAUACGUUAUUUUAAAAUUAGAAAAAUGAUUUAUACGUUACUUUAGAAAAAUGAUUUAUAUGUUUUUUAGAAUAGAAAAGUGUGUGAUUUAAUUUCUGUAGAUAAUGUUAGAUAGUAUAACGUAUUUGAAAUCUAUCCGAAAAUACACAGAUAUGAAUGUGUAGAAAAUGCAUGUAUAUGUUCGUUUAGUAAAAUCGUUGUACACAA
Messenger RNA from Patella vulgata (common limpet), 2964 nucleotides. RefSeq names its product mucin-2. Gene Ontology annotation, cellular component: membrane. The record is from RefSeq and is a predicted model, not a curated record. Lineage: Eukaryota; Metazoa; Mollusca; Gastropoda; Patellidae. The transcript is spliced from 5 exons. Bases 994 to 2469 code for a protein of 491 amino acids.